AUGAUGCUCUCCAGGAAACACAUUCAAGCACUUAUUCUAUUAAAUUCUCUCUUCAUUCAUCCAACGAUCGCAGUGCCCCCGGAUUUGGAUCCCCUAAGUUUCGUCGACCAGCUCAUAGGCACAGUCAAUGGUGGAAAUGUUUUCGCCGGGGCGACUCUUCCAUAUGGAAUGGCAAAAGCUGUCGCUGACGUGGACGGCCAAAAGACAGCUGGGUUUUCAACUGAUGGCAGCAAAGUAACUGGAUUCUCGCACAUGCAUGAUUCCGGCACGGGCGGGAAUCCAUCUCUUGGAAACUUUCCUCUCUUCCCGCAGCAGUGCUCCGGCGAUGAUAUUAAUAAUUGCAAGUUCCCCAAGGAGAUAAGGGCUAUUCACUACGCGCAGGACUCUGUAAAAACCAGCCCUGGAUACUUUGCGCUGAAUCUCGUCAAUGGCAUUGAGGCGGAAAUGACGGUUACCGAGCAUGCUGCUUUGUAUAGUUUUACGUUUCCGGAAUUGAAACAAGAUGAAAGUCCUGUCGUACUUCUGGAUCUGACUGAUUUGAAUGAUAGCAGGCAAAAUGCCUCCGUUAGCAUUGAUGACAGUGGAAGGAUCAAAGCAAAUGGGACCUUUUUACCUAGCUUUGGAAGCGGAUCAUUUGUGUCCCACGUCUGUGUUGACUUCGCCGGUGCUGAUAUUCUUGAUACGGGCAUCUUUAUUGAUAACCGGGCCGGGACAUAUCCCAAGUCAUUAUUUGUCACCCGCGGUAUUAAUCUAUAUUAUAUCCAAGCCGGUACGUUUGUGAGGUUUAGAGCCUCUAACAGCACCAAGGUAUCCGCUCGAGUGGGAGUUAGCUUUAUAAGCGCCGAUCAAGCUUGUCAAAAUGCAAUGAACGAGAUACCCGGGUCUCAAUGGGAUUUCCACGGCCUUGAAACGCGUGCAGAAAAUACCUGGAGGUCUAAGCUUAAUGGCAUCAGAGUGAAUCCUGGUGGAGCUGGUGAGGAUUUACAGCGUACCUUCUGGAGCGCAAUCUAUAGGACGAUGAUAUCUCCUCAAGAUUACUCCGGUGAAAACCCUUUGUGGGAGAGCGAGGAACCUUACUUUGACUCAUUCUAUUGCAUGUGGGAUUCAUUCCGAUCCCAGCUCCCACUACUCGCUAUUUUUGACCCCGGUGCACUGGCGAGGAUGAUACGCAGUUUGCUCGACACGUACAAAUAUGAAGGCUGGCUGCCUGAUUGCCGUAUGAGCUUGUCCAAAGGAUUCACUCAAGGCGGAUCAAGUGCUGAUGUUGUGAUAACUGAUGCUUACUUAAAAAAUGUGAGCGAAGGCAUUGAUUGGGAUUUGGCUUAUGAAGCGGUUGUCAAGGAUGCUGAAAAGGAGCCUGCUGACUGGUCUAACCAAGGUCGAGGAGGGAUGGUAAGCUGGAAGUCUUUAAAUUAUAUCCCAGCGUUGGAUUUCGACUACCUUGGGUUCGGAACCAACUCAAGAAGCAUCUCCCGGACUCUGGAAUACUCUUACAAUGAUUAUUGUAUUGCCACUCUAUCCAAAAGUCUUGGGAAAAGCGAGCAAGAUUACGAGAAAUAUAUGAAAAGUUCCGAUAAUUGGCGAAAUUUGUUUAAACAUGACCAGUCUUCGUUUAUAAAUGGCGAAGACACAGGCUUCGUUGGGUUCCUGCAGCCAAAAUAUUUGAACGGGACAUGGGGCUAUCAAGAUCCUAUUCUCUGCAGCUCCCUUGAUGAAUUCUGCUCGUUAACGUCAAAUCGACAGGAAACAUUUGAAGCCAGUAUCUGGGAUUACCAGUUUUUCGUUCCACACAAUAUCCCUGCGCUCAUCCGACUUUUUGGAGGUGUUGAUAAUUUCAUAAAACGCCUUGAUUUCCUUCACAAUGCGGGCAUCCUCGAUAUCGGUAACGAGCCAUCCUUCCUAAACACAUUCCUCUACCACUACGCCAGGCGGCCUGGCCUGUCGGCCAAAAGAGUACAUUCAUAUAUUCCGUCCCGUUUCAAUAGCUCGAGAAGCGGCCUUCCGGGGAAUGAUGACUCCGGCGCGAUGGGCGGCUUCACCGUCUUCACGAUGAUGGGUUUAUUCCCUAACCCAGGUCAGAACAUCUACUUCAUCAUGCCCCCGUCUUUCGAGUCAAUAAGCAUCACCCACCCUCUCACAAACAAAACCUCAACAGUAAGAAACAUCAACUUCGACCCGGCUUAUAAAAAUAUUUAUAUCCAGAACGCGACGUUGAAUGGGGAGCCGUACAGCAGGAAUUGGAUUGGACAUGAGUUCUUCCUUGAGGGCAUGACGUUGGAGCUGACGCUCGGAGAGGUGGAGAGCGAGUGGGGAACCAAGCCCGGGGAUGUUCCGCCCAGCGCGGGGGUGGAGACGAUGACGUUCAGUGGGCAGCCCAACAAUGUAGAGGCGAUCGUCUAA
Molecule: messenger RNA, 2400 nt
Organism: Coccidioides immitis RS
Lineage: Eukaryota; Fungi; Ascomycota; Eurotiomycetes; Onygenales; Onygenaceae
Product: alpha-1,2-mannosidase
Exons: 3
Coding region: 1-2400 (799 amino acids)
Biological process (GO): carbohydrate metabolic process; protein deglycosylation; glycoprotein catabolic process
Cellular component (GO): nucleus; cytosol
Molecular function (GO): carbohydrate binding; peptide-N4-(N-acetyl-beta-glucosaminyl)asparagine amidase activity
Source: RefSeq, a predicted model, not a curated record